GUGCUCUUUUAUUUUUCAAUCUUCUGUUUAGAAGGAUUUUCUUCCUAAAAGUUGAAAGUUCAAAAGUAGUAUAUAUUAAAAAAGUUAAAAAUAAACACAUAUAGAUCAAAAAAUAUAAUUAAAACUUUCUGCAAUGGCAGAAACACAUAUACAAAGCGUUGAAGAUCAAGAAAACAACAGAGAACGAGAAUCCUUAAUAGCUACGGCUGUAAAUUUUCUACAUAACGAUAACGUACGAAGAAGUCCAUUAUCUCAAAAACAAAAAUUUUUAAGAUCCAAAGGUUUAACAGAAAAUGAAAUUCAAAUAGCAUUCGAGAGAGCUGGAGUAUUUUCGAAUGAUCCGAAUACUGUAAUUAAUUUGGGUAUAAAUUCAUCUCAAGCGCAGCAUUCUAAAAAUCUAGUCGUUCAUCAAUUGCAAGUACCAACAACAUUUACAAAGAUUAAAGAUUUCUUAAAUUCAGCUGCAAUUAUAAGUGGGAUAAUAUAUGCCAUAUAUAAAUUUUAUAAAAACUAUAUUGAACCAUUUUUGUUUGGUCGAAAGAAAAAAACUGUAGAAGAGCAGUUAAGUGAAAUCGAUAAUAAAGUAGACACUGGAAUUAGCAAAUUAAGCACGGAAGUUAUUAAAAUACGUGAAGAUAUUUCAUGCAAUAAUCAAAAUGAUAUAUUAAGGGAGUUGAGUAAUUUUAAGAAUGAUUUAGAGGCUAUUAAGGGAUUACUUUUAAAUCGAAAACAAUUUGCAAAUCCUUUUCCAAUUCCGGCAUGGCAAUUACAGUCUACUCAGCAUCAUCAAGCAGACAAGAACGAUGAUGCUGAUGGUUCUGGGUCUGGAUCAUCAGAAACUGAAGCCGUAAUCAAGAAUAGUGAUAGUAGUAUAGAAAUUAUGUAAGAAAAGAUAUUGUGUUGAAAUAUAUAAGAUAAAAUUCAGAAAACUUCGAAAAAUUAUAUAAUUCUUAUACAACCUUCCAUUAUAUAGAAUAGAUAUUGUUAUUUGAUUUCAUGUAUGGGUUAAUUUUUACUGUUUUUUCUUUAUAUAGAAAGAACGAUUUGGGUAAGAUAAGCAUUAUCUUAGUAAAUAAUGUAGGUACAUAAAUACAUAUAAUAAAAGUUAAUUUAAAUAAAACGGAGAAGCUUUAACUCAUAUAAGUGCAUUUUUUAAAGAUUUAAAGUAAAUAUCUCUUCUAUAGCUCUAUUUAUUGUUUUGAAAAUAA
Condylostylus longicornis is the source of this 1208-nucleotide messenger RNA. It is a transcript of the gene Pex14, whose product is annotated as peroxisomal membrane protein PEX14. Lineage: Eukaryota; Metazoa; Arthropoda; Insecta; Diptera; Dolichopodidae. Gene Ontology annotation, cellular component: peroxisomal membrane; peroxisomal importomer complex. Gene Ontology annotation, biological process: protein import into peroxisome matrix, docking. The coding region runs from base 134 to 886 and encodes 250 amino acids. Gene Ontology annotation, molecular function: signaling receptor binding. The record is from RefSeq and is a predicted model, not a curated record. The transcript has a single exon.